AUGGGUGGCUUCUCCCUUUUCAUAAUCCAUUCCUCGGGCUCUUUUCGCAUAUCAAGUGACUUGAUCACCAUGAUCGAGGUCAACGUCUUACCGAAGAGUCUCUCUUGCUCCCCACAAGUAUCACUCGGUAUCGGAGAGCUCUUCUCGGUAAAAAACAGGGUCAUUAUCGUCACGGGAGGUGGUUCUGGCCUUGGAAAGUCCAUAGCUCGGGGCUUUGCACUUAACGGCUCCCGCGUCUACAUCGUUGGCCGUCGUUUAGAGACUCUUCAAACGGCUGCCAGCGAGAUUGGUGGCGAUAUCCAUGUUCUUCAGGGGGACGUGGGGACCAAGGCCGGCUGCGAGAGAGUGGCCGAGCAGAUCAAGGCCCGCGAAUCCCACGUUGACACUCUCGUCAACUGCGCUGGGCUGAUGACCCUUUGGAAAGUCUUUGCCAAAGAUAACGACGAUGGUGAGUUCUCUGAUUUUGAUCGCUCGAAUCACGUCAAUGUUAACGGGGUUUACUUUAUGACGACCUGUUUUGUUCCAUUGCUACGCAAAGCCGCCGAUCCAAACGUCUUGGUCAUCUCGUCUCUGGCCGCGUUGACAAACCAAAGGUCUGUGACAUCAGUAGCUUAUGAUCUCGCCAAGGCUGCCGAAACCAAACUUGCCCUGUUGCUUUCAGCUCGCCUUCGUCCGAUGAAGAUCCGCGUGAACACAAUUUGCCCCGGAAUAUUUCCCUCGGAGAUGACGACGACGACGACGCCGACAGACGGGAACAAACCACCAAGUGCUGCCGCCGUCACAGAUCAGACCGGCUGGGGAUUGCAUCCCAUAGCGCAAAAGACGACAUUACGAUCAACUACCGGUCGCCCGGGCCGUCCUGAGGAGAUUGUAGGGCCAGUUCUGAUGCUCUCGAGCGCAGCGGGUGCUUACAUGAACGGCGCUCUGCUCGUCGUUGAUGGCGGCCUUCUUGUGAACGCCUUGAGCUAG
Colletotrichum higginsianum IMI 349063 is the source of this 969-nucleotide messenger RNA. RefSeq names its product putative Short-chain dehydrogenase. The record is from RefSeq and is a predicted model, not a curated record. Bases 1 to 969 code for a protein of 322 amino acids. The transcript has 6 exons. Lineage: Eukaryota; Fungi; Ascomycota; Sordariomycetes; Glomerellales; Glomerellaceae.